Molecule: messenger RNA, 5867 nt
Organism: Schistosoma mattheei
Lineage: Eukaryota; Metazoa; Platyhelminthes; Trematoda; Strigeidida; Schistosomatidae
Source: the annotation of a GenBank genome assembly
AUGAUUUAUAUUGACAGUUUCCUACUAUCGGAUUCAGGAAAAAACCCAAAUAAUAAAAAUCAUCAGGAUUUCCGAGUUAAUACGAUUCACAAGAGCAGGGUUAACUGGCAAAUUAGUUUCCUCCAAUCUGUAUGGUCUACGACGGAACAAUCUCAUAUUAUUCCACAAUGCAAACUCCUGAAAUUUAACUGGAUAAAUGGUAGUAAUAGCAACGUUAAAUUUCUGCAUAAAGCACAACUAUCAGAUUUAUUCAACUCCCCUUGGCCCAUCUCACAAUUCACAUGGGAUCCUGGAAACCAUGCUAAACAUCCUGACCAACUGAGGUUACAUGAAUGCUACAUCCUGUUCAUUUUCUCUACUACUUGUCGAUUUUCUGAAGCUUCAUUGCCUUAUAUAAAUGCCUUAGCUCGAGCAUAUCCCCAACUUCCAGUCUACGGCAUACAGGUAGAUGAUUAUCUAGUUCACAAAUGGAGUUUGCGUAUGUUGUUUGUCCCAAAACUCAAGAUUAUCGUUAACGGGAAAAUCUUAAAUGAGUAUUCCGGUUCAGAUGUCGAUUUGGAUGGGAUGGCUGACUUUAUUUGGUCAAACAUGCUUAUGUGUGCUAUCUGCCCCAGUGACUUCCAUCCAGUUGUUGUUAACUCAGUAAUAGGUUUUUAUGGGGUUAGUUCACUUGCUGUAAACUGAAAACCUUCUACUUAACGAGUAGCUAUUUGUCUAUCGAUGUGCAUGUUUCUGGAGAAAUUACUGUGCUCCUAUGAAGACUAGAGAGAAUAGAUAUAAACUUGUAUGGGCAAUAUUUGUUUGUUAUCGUCUGCUAGUAUAGAUAACCUGGAUCUACUGUGAAUCGAUCAGUAUCUAACUGCUCUCUUUUGAAAGAUUCCACUCUCGAACUGUUUACAUGCAAAGAACUUUCGGUUUAUUAAGUAAAAGUAAGAUGAUUCUAUUAAGAACUACAUAGGAACAUGAAUACAAAAACAGAUCAGACAGUCCAUUUGUUUGUACUAGAUUAUGAUUAAAGUCAAUGCAACUCAAUAACCAAUUGCAGCUUCAUGUAGUUCGCUUUCGUCUACAUCUUUUAUGUAAGCUAGUAAAGCUAACCGGUCAAGUAAACCGAAUAAUGUGUAACAGGCUUCAAACUCGUAAUUUAGUAACGGAAAGUUGAGCUUUACAAAUACUGACAGCAACCGAAUCUAAAGUGUUGUGCUAUGGUAUAAAGAAUAAACAGAUACGUUUCCUUGUUCAUCAUAUCCAUCAAUAAAAUUGCAAUAAAUAUUUGUUUAUUACGAGUAUCCACCCGUCAGAAUCCGUUCGUAUUCGACAAAUAAUCUAAGACCUGGAUUUACACCACAGUUUUAUUCUCUGUAAAACCGUUGGCUCAUAUGUAUUUAAACCCUUAUUUAAAAGCAUAGAAUGCAACCAAAGUGAGAAAGUGAGACAGUAUGUAAUUUUGUAAGACAGUUUAGUACAUUUAUUACAGUAAACAAUUAAGAAUUUAUGUACUUGAUACACUUACUAGCACAAAUGGGCUCGAAAGUAGAUAUGCGUCAUACAAACACGAAAGUAAAAUUGUCAAUAGAUUAAAGAAAGAUUAAAAUCAAAAACAGCUAAAUGGAUAAAAACAAACAAACCAAAAUAGUGUAUAAUGGGAGAAAUAGUUCAGUUAAAAACACGAAGUUCAGCGAAGAGAUCUCUUUUCAGCGAAUUUAUUAUCAAGCUAUACAGUCGUAUACAUACAAAAUUUUUCUGUUAAAGUACUAAUUCCGUGAGGAAAUGUGAACACGAAUAAACAAGAUGACGUAAUAGAAAGGUUAUAAUACUAGAUUACGUAAUACGAAUAAUAACAAUAGACUUAGUGAAUAUAAUAAGAUGACUAAAAUGAUUAAAAUGUUUUUGUUACAAUAAUUAAAGGUCAUUAAAAGUCAUAGAGGUGUAAAAAUAAACAGGGUGACAUGAUGAGUACUUAUGGAUAAAAUAAUGAGAAUAUAAAACAUAAGUAAAGGGGAAUGCAGUAAUAAUAAUAAUAAUAAGUUAAUUAAGGCCAAUGUAACGAUAACGGUAAGACGUACUUCUUUUGUACGCAUAGUUCUAGUUUAAGCUGGAUGGUAAGAGCUUCGGUUAUUUUUAAGAGUUGAAUACGAAAAAAUCUAGGUAGAUUUGAACGAAUUAUAUAAACAACGUUAAAAUCAAACUGUGGAUCCGUAGAAUGAUUACAGUCGAUUAGGUGUUCAUAUAUACGAUUGUACAGCUUGAUAAUAAAUUCUCUGAAAAGAGAUCCCUUCGCUGAACUUCGUGUUUUUAAUUUCUAAUGUUUAAAUGGGAAUUAUCUGUCAAUUGGAGAAAUAGUUCAGUUGAAAUAAAACCAGGAAUAAUUCUGCCAAUCCAUUGAACUUCUUACCUUUGGCGGAGAAUUGGGAGCAUACUACAUCAGAGUCGCCACUGGUUUGUGUUCUGAGCCAUAUCUGACAGAGUCUCACGCCAGUUAGUUGCACCCUUUCUAGGACCCCAGUUAGAAAGUUGUAACAGACCGAUAGACGCCAGUCCCAUACAGUUUUCUUUCAAACCACUUUCUUCACCUAGAGCCCGCGAUUACUGCACUACAUGUAGGUUGCUACGAUGGUAUCGGUAAACUAUGUUCAUGCUACUAAAAACAUUGUGUCAAGAUGGUAACACUGACUGCAUUUUCAUCACUAUUCCCGAACACACAUAGUCCAACCACAGAAAUAUUAAAAUGACAUUUAAUGAAACCUAAUGGUCGGAGCGUAAUUUCGAGUUAAAAACAGCGGCUGCUGGAAGCUAAUUUAACUCAUUUGAACCACUGACAUAUAGAAGUCUGUUAUGAGUGAGACAGUCUGUUAAUCUGAUGGAAAGUCAGUUAAUAACCUCUAAUGAAGUCCUGGAUUAUAGUUUCACAAAGGACAGUACAGCUAGCCUGUUACCCCACGAACGUCGAUCGGACUACCCUUUCCUCCCUAGGCGGUGACAGCGAGUCCACUCAACAAUAGGGAGCUCCACGCGGAAAUCCGACAACCAAAGUGCCACCAGACCCUCUUUAAGGAUUGUGACAAACUUCUGGUCAGGGGACUGGGUUGUUUAUAAAGCAAUGUGCUCUAACAUAAUGAAAUGAAGAGGUCGUCAUCUUUUUGCUUGAAAAGUGCCUACAUCAUCUAUGCAACAAAUAUCAAGGGACACGUCUUUUUUUAACUGUGUCCAGAUUACUAUCCUGUCACACUGUUUGCACCACCCAAAGCUCGCAGGGAGGCUUCUAACUGGUAUGGGGGACUGACCAUAUAUACCCCCGCAAAUGUUAGAGAAGCGCCAUGUUUACCUUAAGCCAAAUCAUUUUUUCAUGAUAUUAGGACCGUCUCUGACUAGUUGGGCAGGACUGUACCCUGAAACUUCAGAAGUGUCUAAGAAUCUUAGCAAAAUCUUGAAGGUUUGUACACAAACACAUCGAGCAGAGUAAGGGAAUACAACUUCGCACCAUCACUCCAGUUUAGCAGUAGAGUUAUAUGCGGUUACCAAAACUCAUCGUUCCUCUUUAACUUUUUUGUUGACGGUUCCGAAGCACAUGGCGGUAUGGGUCUGUCAUCUAGAGAAAGACUUCGAUCUUAGGCAAUAUUUUCCUACUGCGGGAUGACACGCAAGCUACGCAAAUCAUCAGUUCUCAUUAGGUGCUUGUAGGCAUGACACAAAUUGUAAACACUACUGUAGUAUUGGUAGGAAUCUGUGCUGUACUAGUGUGUCUGAGUCGCUGUCUCAGUGUUGGUGUGUUAUGACAUUAUUUAACGUAUAGUGAGUGCUAGAGGAGUUUAUGCCAAGCUGGUCUAUUCUUUUCACCGCCGUGAUGUUUGUCUGACUGUCAAAGUCUGAGUUCAUGUGUUUUUGAGGAGAGUUCUGUUUAAUUCCUCAGUACUCUGGGCCACGUAUAUUUGUUUUCAAAUACCGUUGUCUCCGAAAGACUACUAAUAUCCAGUGGCAACACCAGGUUCAGUAAUGCGUGCUAGGGAGUCAGUUAAGAUGACCUGAUUAAUGCCACCAUCCUGAAACACCGUUCUCAGUGGCUUGGACUUGUGAAACGGACGCCGCUUCAACAGCUUUCAAAUUAUGCGUCAAUUACUGACGCUUGAACUGGUUAGGAGGUCAAACCUAGUCAGUUUACGAUGUGGUGCCAUGCUAUGCAUGAAGUCGUAUGGAACUGACAUCUGUCGGUCCAUCAAAACAUCCUGGCUAGGGUCUUGGACGUGAUGCUACUCAGUGACUCAAGGCUACCAGGCAUCGCUUAAAACACAAGCCAGUGGUAGCCCUGCUGUAGUUUGCUUCUAUAUUCUUCAGAAAUUUGUGCGGCACAUCUAGGAUUGAAAAAUUCCCGGUCGUACUUUUGUAAAUUGAAUUGCCUUGUUUGUCCUUACGCAAAACUUUGUACACUUUCCUUAGUUUAGGAUUUGUGUUUCUUGUCAAACUAGCGUUUAGCCAGUGCAGCCUAACAUUUCUUAAGGAGUUCUAGGCAAUAUGUAUAAAUUCAGUACCUAAAAGCGAGAAAUGUGGCACUCCAUACUCACACCGUAAAGGCGUCGGAUGCUGAAAUUUGUCAGUGGCUAGAAAUAUAGUUCUGACUACGCAAAGCUGCAGGUGACAGCUAGUUUUUCGAUCUGCGCAUUCAAACCGGCAAGCACUGCCAUAUCUGUCGAACGUGUUUUCUAGAGACUAUUUAGCCGAUGGUAGAACCCAUUUUUAAUUGCGUCUGGGUUGUAAUCUGUCGGGGUUUGGGCAGAAACGACGCAAAGGUACCGUGUGUUACACCGACUCCCCCGAAGUUUCUUGAACCUUUCUAACCUAACGGCAAAUAACUGGCUAUCGGUCAGCGCUGGUGCCUAGUACGACACCAACAGAACUGGAAAAAGAUGCCAUAUGAUCCCCGAGGAAAUGCACACAAAACAACUUUUACGAAUUGAAAGACCGAGCGAGUAUGUAGUACCCCACUAGUCUGGAAAAUGUGUCAUAUAUAGAGCAGUAAUUGAUUUCAAGACUUUCCAAGCAUACGCGUUGGGCAUGCCCCGUGCAAGAUUGUGUUGGGGCACGCUCAUUGGCUAUUUUUUAACCAAUCAGCGCUAGCAGAGUCCUGGAGAAGACUCUAGAAUUUUCCUAUGUAAAACUUAUAAAUUACUAACGUUUUUCUUAUUGUGAUCCCUACCUCCGUUCAACCCUUUCAAUUGGAAUAUAAUCACGUUCCUGUUCAAUCGUGUUCUGACUUGAGACUUUUCGAGUGAAGUAGUGUCCAAGAAUACUAAGCAUUAAUAGAAAUUAUAACAGUUGUGUUCUUAGUAGCCAUUCAUUGAGCUGUUGACUAGAGCGUCAAGUCCACAAGGUAGUCGAUGAACGUCCAGAAAUACAGUCCUGUGGUAACCAGUGGCAAAAGUGGAUUGAUACAACGUUCGAUGUUCUAGGACCAUGGAACCCCAUACCUACCAUUCGUUUGCAACUAGGGUUUCCCGACUUCCCCUGGGUGAAUCCCCGGAGCCACCUACGUAGUCUAGGCGUCCGACAUUCACUACUGGUUCUCUCACUUUCGUAGACAAGAAAGCAGUAAGUUGCGCUUCUGCAAUGACUAUAAACCUGUGGUCAUAUGACAGCAUUCCGAUGGAAGAGAUAGACUUCCCCCACACUCAUCCGUACAAGGACAUUAGGGGGAAAACAAAACUGAAACCUCGGGUUCUCAUUAACUUGAUACGAAUGUGAAGCUACAAGAAACACAACACAAUUUGUAUUUGGAGUACAAGGUUUUCAGCAAGUAUCCAUUUGUAUACACUGGUUCUCGGCAUUAUUUUCAAUGUGUUAUUUUACAGGUCUCUUACCUCGUGUGCCACUAC